CUUCACAAGACCGUGCACCAAACAGAGCAGAGCAGAGCAGAGCAGAGCAGCGCCGAAUCACACAGCGCGUGGCCCUCUCUCCUCCGGUCCGCCAUGGCGACCGCCGGGGCGUCGAGGAGCGCGGCGGCGGAGGAGGACAAGAGCGACCCGGCGAGGCCCCUCGCGCUCGCCUCCCCGACGGUGUACCCGGCGGCCGGGGACGCGGAGGAGGAGGAGGCGGCGCAGACGGCGACCGGGUGGCGCUCCGUGUCGUACCUCCGGAAGCGGCGCCGGUGCCUGCUGUGCUGCGGCGGCUGCUGCGUCACCACCACGGUGGUCGUCGGCAUCAUCAUCCUGGUGCUCGCGCUCACCGUCUUCAAGGUCAAGGACCCGCGCAUAACCAUGAACAACGUCUGGCUCACGGCCAUCAGCUCGGGGUCCGGGACGGGGGUCACGAGCCCCGUCGCCACCAACGCCACCAUCACCGCCGACGUCUCCAUCAAGAACCCCAACGCUGCGGCGUUCCGGUUCUCGCGCUCCGCGACGGACGUCUACUACAAGGGGCAGACGAUCAGCGUGGCGUACGUGCCCGCCGGCAAAGUCGGCGCCGACCGGACGCUGAGGACGAACGUGACCGUCGACCUCCUCGCCGACCGCCUCGCCAGCGCCAUGAACACCACGGGCCUCAUCUUCGGCCAGGAGUACGACAUCACCACCCACACGGAGAUGAACGGGAGGGUCAGUAUAUUGGGGAUCAUCAAGAAGCACAUCGGGAUCAAGCUCAACUGCACCAUCGUCAUCGAGGUCGGGGGCGCGGCCGCGGCGAUCCAGUCAGGGGUCCCCUCCACCAUGCAGAGCAAGGGCGUGGAUUGUAUUGCAGAUGUGUCCAUGUGAGUCGAUUAGCGAACUGCGAGUAUGCUUUUAAUGUCUAUUUUCUUCCUUAUAGUGGUCUUACUCCUUUUCAUUUUCGCUCUAUUUUGCUGGCAACCGGCAGCAGUGGCCCCAGCCAGCCGAACAAAGCGUUUAUAGAUCAGUUCUACACUGUUAUUUAGGUUGUAUAAAUACCAUGUAUGUUAUGUUUUCAUGCUUAAAUUGCUGCAUAUUUUACUAUUUGAGUCC
Panicum virgatum (switchgrass) is the source of this 1098-nucleotide messenger RNA. RefSeq lists its product as uncharacterized. The transcript has a single exon. The record is from RefSeq and is a predicted model, not a curated record. Bases 94 to 873 code for a protein of 259 amino acids. NCBI's taxonomy places the organism in Eukaryota, Viridiplantae, Streptophyta, Magnoliopsida, Poales, Poaceae.